UGUCCCAAUUUGGGAAAGCUUCCCUCAUCGGAAAAAAACGAACGGGCUUCGCCCAAAGUUUAUGCCAAGCGCUUCUAUACCCCCCAAGAAACCACAUAAUGUCGCAAUCACAAAUACCUUUUCUAAGCGUACCAUUUAAACGCACCACUGACGUCGAUUGGACCUUCCCGUUAAAGUCUUAUAUCGCUCACGUUUACCAAGAAGAUCCUGAAAAGUAUAGCGAAGAAGCUUAUACGCUCAACCGUCUUCGCCAAGACACGCGUGGUGCAGGCAAGGAUCUCACGGGAAGAGAUUUACUUUACCGGUAUUUCGGUCAGUUGGAGCUUUUAGACCUACGAUUUCCUGUCGAUGAACGCAAUGUCAAAGUUCUCUUCAACUGGUACGACGCUUUUGACGGCCGAGCGAUAGCACAAUACUCGCUGGCAUACGAGAAAGCAAGCAUCCUAUUCAAUAUCGGGGCAACACUGUCUUCUAUUGCAGCGGCACAAAACCGUGCGGAAGCGGAUGGCCGGAAAAAGACCUUCAAUUACUUCCAAGCUGCCGCUGGCGUUUUCCAGUACAUCAAUGACAAUUUCUUGCACGCACCGUCACAAGAUCUGAGCCGCGAAACCGUCAAGAUGUUGUCAGAACUGAUGUUGGCACAGGCUCACGAAUGUUUUUUGGAAAGCAGCAUACGCGAAAAAAAACGAGAUGGAUUGGUAGCCAAGCUAGCUAGUCAUGCCGUAUGGGUGUACGGCAACUUGAUCGAUGCGAUGCAAGAUGCAGUGGGUCGCGGUGUUGGUAUCGAAAAGGCUUGGAUCACUCUAUGUCAGGUCAAGCACAAAUACUAUCAAGCACUCACACAGCAACACAAGGCUGCUUUUUGCGAGUCUGAAAAGCAGUUUGGUGAGCAGGUUGCACGGUUACAAGUGUCAGAAUCUGCCGCUAAGGAAGCCAGUGGCAAGCUAGCAACAAACCUCAUCCAUCAAAUCCAAUCCAGCAACCAUGCCAAUGGCACCAUUUCUGCCGACGGCGGUUCAGUCCUUCAGGAACUCGCCAAAUCGCUCGCAGCGACGUCCAAGGAAAAGUGCACGUCAGCCACGCGUGAUAACGACAUGAUCUAUCACGACAACGUGCCCCAAGAAUCCAUCCUGACUCCCAGCGAUCGGUUGAAAGCGGUCAAGCCAAUCCCAAUGUCGGAACUUUACGGCCAGAACGAUAUUGGUAAAGUGAUUGGGCCUGAUAUCUUUGCAUCUUUAGUCCCUCUGAGCGUCCACGAAAGCGCAUCCUUGUACUCGGAAGAAAAGGCCAAGUUGUUGCGUACAGAAUCCGAGCGAUGUGAACUGGCUGAAGCGGAACUCAAGACGUCAUUGGAAUACAUGAAUCUUCCAGCCUCCCUGGAAAAGUUCAGGAAACAGGAAGACCAGUCGCUGGAUGAGUUGAUGACGCCGUCCAAGGAGGUUCGGCAAUGGGCUGAGGAUAUUGCGAUAGAAGAAUCGGCAGAUCGCACGUCUAUUCGGGAGAUAAUCCAGACGUUGGAAGGAUUUAAGCGACACGCGACGCAAAAGCUGGAUGAGGCAACUCUUAGUCUCGACCAGGAGAUGCACGAAUGCGAAAAGAUGCGGGUUAAGUAUGGUGAAUUGUGGACACAGCAGCCUUCUUCCCAAAUUGCAGGGGAUUUUCGACGCGAUAUCAAGAAUCAUCGCCAGACACUUGAACAAGCAAACAUUUCGGACAGUGAGAUCGUACAACGUCUUGACAAGGUUUCCAAGGACAUCGAUAUCCUGAAGAAGGGGAGCAAGAGCUCAGAUUUGGAAAGGGCAUUUACGGAAACUGCGUCUGCUGUUCUGGACCAGGGUUCCCAGAAUGCAGACACACAGAGCUUGCUUGAUUUGGACAUGACCCCUGACAAUGGUAGUGGUAACAGCAACAGUAAUAUGAAGUCGAAACUGAACAGUGUCGAAUCCGCUCUCGAAAAACUGCGCAACAUUGAAAGCGAACGAAAGGAAACUUUCCAGGAUUUGCGACAAAGGUCCAUGGAUGAUGAUAUUUCAAAUGUUCUAAUUCUGAACAAAAAGACGUCGAACGUUGAGCAGCAAAUAUUUACAGCAGAAUUAGAGAAAUACAAUCCACAUCAGCAAAGAAUAUCUGCAACUAUCCAACAGCAGAAACAAGCAAUCCGCGAGCUCGCGGACGCGUUUAAAGCACUGGUGGAGGAUAAAGAUGCCGAAAAGUUACAAAAGCGCUAUGGCCAAGUUGAUCAACGACGACAGACGGUUAUUACCCGUUUUAACAACGCCAGAACGCAGUAUUUCGAGGUCCGCGAGGAUCUCAAUAAAGGCAUUCAGUUUUACUCAAAUGCAUCGGACGUAAUUGACUCACUUUGUCAAAAUGUGAAACGGUUUGUGCAAGAACGGGACCAAGAGCGGAAGCAACUCGCGGAAAAGCUAGACACUGAACGAAGUGUGCGAGAGCAGGAAAUGUUGAAACAAAAAAUCGAGAGCUACAAUCCAUCUGCGCCGAGUAUGCAGCCUGUCGAUUCCACGGACGGUAUGGCGAAUUUGACGAAUCAAGCACGAUUUAUGUCACUAAACAGCUCAACUGGGUCAACAACAACUUCUAAUGCUCCACCAACGUUUGCAACCGCAUACUCGCCCUAUGGACAGCCUUCUUCGAUUACUGGAUCGCAGCAGUAUCCACAACCCCCUCUAGGAAUGCCUCUGCAACAACAACAACAGCAGCAGCAACAGCCCAGUAUGCCACCACCGCCUACACCAUAUCAACAGCAGCCGCAACCAUAUAGUACCCCAUCACCUUAUGUAUCCCAUCAACAACAGCAGCCCCCAAUGUUACCCCCAAAGCCACCUCAACAGCACCACCAUGUACCAUCGGCACCCAUGUCAUAUUCUCAACCACAACAACAAUACCCGUAUGCUGCACCAAAUCCAACGCCGGAGCAGCUGCAACAGCAGCAACCCUAUAGACCUCCUAACCCUAAUGAGAGCUACUAUAGGAGCGCACCACAGCAACCCUAUGCAUACCAAGCCUCAGGAAGCGCUACUGCGACAGCCCCUCCAGCUCCUCUGAACCAGAGCCCUUGUGGUCAGCCGCAACCACCACCCUUACAACAGUCCUUUCAACCGCAGCCACCCGGCGGACAGCAACCUUACUACGCAACAGGGCAACAACAACAUCAUCAUCAUCAGCAGCAGCAGCAUCAACAACAACCGCCACUACCAAACCCAUAUUGGCAGCAACAAAACAGCGGUGGAUCAUUGUUGGAUUAGCAAGUUAACUGUAUAAAUAUAUACUUCGUAUCAGAAGACGACCAGUAAAGCAGCCUAGUAUCACUCACAAUAAAAAAAUAGCUUGGUAUAUUCAUGCCCGAGUUUACUCUUUAUUUCAAUCAUUUUCCGCUAUUUUAAAGUUAACGGAUGACAUGUACCAAGCUCUUUUUGCUUCUACUUCUCAAGCC
This is a messenger RNA of Zychaea mexicana, 3454 nucleotides long. RefSeq names its product BRO1-like domain-containing protein. The transcript is spliced from 5 exons. Gene Ontology annotation, biological process: protein transport to vacuole involved in ubiquitin-dependent protein catabolic process via the multivesicular body sorting pathway. NCBI's taxonomy places the organism in Eukaryota, Fungi, Mucoromycota, Mucoromycetes, Mucorales, Lichtheimiaceae. Bases 99 to 3266 code for a protein of 1055 amino acids. The record is from RefSeq and is a predicted model, not a curated record. Gene Ontology annotation, molecular function: protein binding. Gene Ontology annotation, cellular component: endosome.